This is a messenger RNA of Vitis vinifera (wine grape), 798 nucleotides long. RefSeq names its product ankyrin repeat-containing protein BDA1-like. The transcript has 3 exons. The record is from RefSeq and is a predicted model, not a curated record. The coding region runs from base 1 to 798 and encodes 265 amino acids. Lineage: Eukaryota; Viridiplantae; Streptophyta; Magnoliopsida; Vitales; Vitaceae. Gene Ontology annotation, molecular function: protein binding.
AUGAGGAAGUUUAUAAUCAGUACUGUACGGCGAAGAGAGAGAAGGUUGUACGAGGCAUCAGCGAAUGGAAGCGUGAAUUCCUUGAAGCAGUUGAUGGCAGAAGAUCCACUCGCACUAGCCCGAGCUUCAGUCACUUGCUUUGAUGAGACUCCACUCCACAUAGCUGCCAUGCUUGGUCACCUAGACUUUGCAAAAGCGCUUGUUACUCACAAACCAGACAUGGCUAUGGCGAUAGACUUGCAGGGUCGUUCACCUUUGCACUUGGCCUCUGCCAAUGAUGGAAGAACACCCCUUCAUCUGGCGGUGAUGAAGGGCCACGUUGAGGUCACAAGGGAGCUGGUUAGGGCCCGACCAGAAGCCACUGGGCACAAAUUGGAUCACGGGGAGACCAUUCUGCAUUCGGCUGUGAGACAUAAUCGUUUAGGAGCUCUGAAGCGGUUAGUUGAAUCAGUAAGGGAGGCUGAGUUUAUCAAUGCCAGAGAUGAUUAUGGCAACACUGUUUUGCACACUGCUACAACCUUGAAGCUGUUGGAGACUGUUAGGUAUCUGCUCAAUGGAAGUAUGGUGGAAGUAAAUGCAGUGAAUGAAAGCGGUUUGACAACUUUAGAUAUCAUUGAACAUAUGCCAAGAGACUUGAAAUCCAUGGAAAUCCGAGAAUCACUAUCAAAAGUUGGAGCUUUAAGAGACAGGAAUGUACCUGCCAAUGGAGAAUGUGAGACAGCUAUGGUGAUCGAGGAGUCUCGAUUAGAUUCCGUAGCACAACCUCUGGACGUUUCUCCAAGAGUAUCAAUUCCAUGA